UGGAGGAAAGCACACCCAGGUCUCACAUUAAAGAAGCCAAACUGUCUGCUUCAAAGAAAAAAGGCAACAUCCUGUCACAGGCCAUGCUCUGGCAAAAGCCCACAGCUCCAGAACAAGCUCCGGCCCCACCUCGGCCAUACCAGGGUGUCCGUGUGAAGGAGCCAGUGAAGGAACUGCUGAGGAGGAAGCGUGGCCAUGCCAGCAGUGGGGCAGCUGUUACGCCUACCGCGGUGGUGCUGCCCCAUCAGCCCCUGGCAACCUACACCACAGUGGGUCCUUCCUGCCUUGACAUGGAAGUCUCUGCUUCUACAGUGACCGAGGAGGGGGCCCUAUGUGCCGGCUGGCUUUCCCAACCUGCCCCAGCCACUCUCCAGCCCCUGACCCCAUGGACACCUUACACUGAGUAUGUGUCCCAUGAAGCUGUCAGCUGUCCCUACUCAGCUGACAUGUAUGUGCAGCCUGUGUGCCCGAGCUACACCGUCGUGGGGCCCUCCUCAGUGCUGACCUAUGCCUCCCCUCCACUCAUCACUAACGUCACGACGAGAAGUGCUGCCACACCCACGGUGGGACCCCAGCUGGAGGGCCCAGAGCACCAAGCGCCCCUCACCUAUUUCCCGUGGGCUCAGCCUCUUUCCACGCUGCCCACCUCCACCCUGCAGUACCAGCCUCCAGCCCCAGCCCUGCCUGGGCCUCAGUUUGUCCAGCUCCCCAUCUCUAUUCCUGAGCCAGUCCUUCAGGACAUGGACGACCCCAGGAGAGCCAUCAGUUCCCUGACCAUCGACAAGCUGCUGUUGGAGGAAGAAGAUAGCAAUGCCUAUGAGCUUAACCACACCCUCUCUGUGGAAGGCUUCUAGGGCUGGAUCCCACUUGCGAGUCCUUUUCCCUGAAACUGGGAUUUAUAAACGAGGCAGGGGUUGAGUUCGGAUUCAUAUCUGUUUGGAGCGAUCGUUUCAUAACUACACUUUCUACCCAAAAGUAGAACUGUAGUCUUCCCUUCCCCCUUCCUUCUCUUUUUCCUAUUUCUUUUUUCAGUCCUCUUCCUUUGGGGAGAGAAUUACAGGGAUAUUGGGGAUAAUAUUUUAUGCCAAGUGUUGCCAAUUCUGCAGCCCACGUUGUUUCCAUUUCUAUCAUGUCUUCUUCCUCAGAGAAGACCUUCUCUUUCCGGUGUCCUCUGCUGUGUCAUAGCAGCAGCAGCCCUGUAGAACUGUCCUAGGGCCAGUUACACCCUCUGUAAUUCUGAGAUGUAUGGGUGUCCUGCGGGGAGACCAGCCCUGCCAGCAUGUCCCAGGUGAGGCAGCCCAGGGCAAACCUGGUGCCAGAGUCCUUGAGUUGUCAGUUCUCAUAGUUGCUCCUUUGUUUGCUGUUCUCAGCUAGAUUUACAGUCUAGGCAGCAAAGGCUCAAGGCUGGGGCUCAGCAUAGCGACAAGUGGGGAUGGGAGAGGAUCAUCAGGUUGGGUAGGGGCAGGUCAGUGAGUGGGGAGAGAGAUACAAGAGGGCUGGGAACACACAUUGGGCUUGGGGUAGGGUGUGGAAGGGGAAGCUGGGUCUUAUGGGGAGAAGAGGAAGGCUGAAGAGGGAUUUAGCUCCAGCUUACUUGAUUUCUAAAAUGGACAAUGAAUUCAGGAAAAAUACUGCAUUAAGAGUUAGUUUUGAAGCUCUUCUUGACAUAUUUCCAAGGAAAGCUGAAUUGUCAAAAGGAUGGAUAUGUUUGUCUAUUUGUGUCCCCCUCUAGACCAUCUGCCAUACCCCCUGAAGCCUAAUGGCAAGGGGUUCUGCUUAGUGCUGUUAUGUUGACUUUUCAAAUGUCUUAGGUCACCUAUAAGCCAGCAUUAUGAGGAGCCAGGGUUUCUUCCUUCCAAACACCAUCCUUCCUGGGGGUUUCUAGAGCCUUAGCCAGAACUACCAUUAGGUUUUAUUUCAAAUGUUCUCUUUUAUUUUUGCGGGUGAAACAUCAUUUUUAGGGGACUGGGUGCAGUUAUUGCCAGGGUGCUUAGCUCCUGAUGGUGGAUGUGUGCCUUGGGAACCAGCACAUCAUCUGCUGAUGACACCAUUGUCAACAUUAGGUGGUCAUUCUGGUCACUGGAAUCCACAUAGAAGUAAUAGACUUUGCUGGGAAAUGAACAGUGUCUUUGACACAUCUUUGCUAUUUUAAAUAAAAAUCCUGGACAAAGUUGCCUUCUUUAGAAGUUUUUCCUGUUUUGGGUUCUAUUUCAACCCAAAUUUCUUGGUAUCUGCCUAAAACCCCAGUACACAUAUUUUGAAUUAUUUUUAUUCAUACUUAAUGUUUCAUUUAAAAAGGUUUACACAGCAUUAUAGGUGACAAAUGUACAUCUUGGUUGACAGUAUGUGAGCAGGCAAGGGAGAGGGAAGUCUCAAUCCUGUUUGAUUAAACCCCUGGUUUCCCAUAGAAAUCUGUGCAAGAUUUUCCAGCUCUUUAAGGGUUUGAGAAGAUGCAGAAACAACCCUUAGAAAGGAGCUAAAGUUGGCAAAGUAUGUAUUUGUUAGAAUUGAAAUGGUAUCUUUUCCCCUUCUUAUCUUGAGGCCCAAUGCCUUGUUUGUAAUCAUCCAUCUAGGUUUCUUUCUGGGUUAUUCUGCUAAGAUGGAAACAUUUUCAAUAAAGAUUU
This is a messenger RNA of Sciurus carolinensis (gray squirrel), 2624 nucleotides long. RefSeq names its product POU class 2 homeobox associating factor 1 (gene Pou2af1). The record is from RefSeq and is a predicted model, not a curated record. Gene Ontology annotation, molecular function: transcription coactivator activity; DNA binding; POU domain binding. The transcript has 5 exons. Gene Ontology annotation, cellular component: RNA polymerase II transcription regulator complex. Bases 84 to 854 code for a protein of 256 amino acids. Gene Ontology annotation, biological process: positive regulation of transcription by RNA polymerase II. Lineage: Eukaryota; Metazoa; Chordata; Mammalia; Rodentia; Sciuridae.